AUGGCCAAGCUGAGUGAGGAAUAUUUUGAUUUAGUACGAUCUGCAAUCCGUGAAGAUAAACAAUUGCCGAAGCGUAAGAGACGCAGGUUACCUAAGUACAAACAGGAAGUUCCCCAAGAACCAAGUGUAGUAAUUAACUUGGAAUCAGAAGCAUCCGAUAACAAUAGCGGUUCAAAGUCAAGCGACCACAAUUCUCAGCUCGAGGAUGAUGAUUUUGAUUCUGAAGAUUUUGAAGACAUAUUGGAGCCCGAUACUGCCAGGCCAUCCACUGUAAGAGACCUUUCGAUUACCUUGGACGCAAAGACCCCCGACGACGCUUCAAAACCUAAAUCAAAAAACACCAUCGGUAAUGAGGAACGUAAAUUUCGCAAGUCUUAUCAUAUGCUUCACUUGCUUGCCUUGAUGAUACAUGGUCGCAUCCGUAACACAUGGUUAAAUGACAGUAAGCUACAUAGUAAGCUGUCGAGAUUGGUGCCCGACGAUGUUUUCGAGCUCUUGCAUCCCAAGAAAGACGAUGAGCUUCCUUUGAGGAGCACGCGCAAGUUGCUAGAUGGCCUAAAGAAGUGCAUGGAGAUUUGGUGGAAACAUUUUGACCAAAUAACCCGAUGGGAAACACAGGGUUUGUUCAUGAUACGAUGGGAUGAAUUGGAUGGUCCCUGGGAACAGCCAGCUAGGUAUAUGUCUCAGAAGUUGUUCAACAAGAAGGUUUUACAUGGAAAAGGAAGCUCGGAAGUUGCCGCUCAAGGCUUCGUUGCAAUGCUUCGUUCUUGCGGUGUCAAUGCCCGGCUAGUGUUCAAUAUACAGCCGCCUGACUUCACUGAUCACAAAUUAAUCCAUGCCAGCAGUACGAAGAAUCCAGGUGAAUAUUUGGCGGAUCAAGCCAGCUCGGGAUCCAGAGUUAAAUGGAAAGUACGAUCUAAGGUCAAGGGUACAGAAAGUAAACAUUCGAUUUUUUGGUGUGAAGUUUGGGACAAGAUAUCAAAAAAAUGGAUAACCAUCGAUCCCAUGGGCCAAAGAAUAAUAGAGCAAAUUAGGUUCAAAACGUCUCUUGAGCCACAGGGGAAGGCUCGCCAAAACAACAUAUUUAGAUACAUCAUUGCUUAUGACCGCAAGGACGGUUGUCGUGAUGUCACCAGGCGAUAUACAACCCAUUUCAACUCUAAAGUAAGGAAGAGGCGGAUUACAAAGGAUGUUGAAGGAGAAAAGUGGUUUCAAAGAGUUCUUUCACUGCUACAAGGUCGUAGGAGGACGCGAACUGAUGAUUUAGAAGACGCGUAUUUCAAAGAGCGUGAUGAAGGCGAGGGGAUACCAGAUAACAUGCAAGAUUUGAGGAGCCACCCUUAUUAUGUUUUGGAAAAUGAUCUAAAAUGGAACGAAAUCUUGAAAACAGGUUGCAAAGAAUGUGGAUUUCUCAGAACCAAAAAUAAUUCUACAAGCCUGAAAGUCUUUCGUCGCGAUGACAUUCUGACUCUCAAAACAGCUAGGACUUGGUACACAGAAGGGCGCAUUUUGAAGUCUGGUGCAAAAGCGAUGAAAACCGCGAAAUCAAGAGACUUCAAGACAGGAGAGCCUACGGAAGAGAGACUAUACCCUUAUAGUGCAACAGACCUAUUUAUUCCAGAGCCUCUGGGUCUCAAUAAUGAGGUCUCUACCAACGUUUAUGGAAAUAUUGAUAUCUAUGUCGAUACUAUGAUUCCCCGAGGAAGCUGCUUGGUCGAAAGUCCUGUGGCCGUUAAAGCAGCAGCAUUCCUUCGUGUGGAAUUUGCUAAGGCCGUGACGAGCUUUAAAUUUGAAAAGAAAAGGGUGGCCAAGCCUCAAAUUACCGGUGUAGUCAUUGCUCAGGACUAUCGUGAAGCCAUAGAGGCCAUGAUAGACGGUAUAGAAUACUCUAUGGAAGAAGACGAGCGACAAGAGCGCGAGUUGGAAUCAUUGCGUUGCUGGGAUAUGCUCCUUGCCAAGCUCAGAAUAAAACAAAGAUUGAUAGCAAAGCAUGGAGCAGUUAAUGGAUCCAACGAGAGCAGCGAAUGGCCCGAGCGAAGCUCCUUCGAUACAGGCGCCGCUCAAGAAGAGGAUUUGGAGAAUUAUAGUAAUGAAGAGAGUUUUGAGACUGGUGGGUUUCUGCCAGAAGCGGGUGGUUUUGUUCCCGAAACGGCGGCUUCAGAUGUUGUGUCAGGAGGCUUUGGGUCUGAAGAUGAAAAUUCUCCGUCACAACGUCCGGAAAAUCUUCCGGCCGUUCCAACCUCUACUUCCGUUGGAAAGCCUACGGCAGAGAAUGAUUACAGUGAUUAUGAAGAUUUCAUGAAGGAUAUGAUGCAUGACGAAAGCGACCACCCAAAUUCUAACUUCUCUAAGACUGAUUCUGAUUCUGACUUCCAUUAUGAAUCUGAGUGA
Molecule: messenger RNA, 2391 nt
Organism: Lachancea dasiensis
Lineage: Eukaryota; Fungi; Ascomycota; Saccharomycetes; Saccharomycetales; Saccharomycetaceae
Source: the annotation of a GenBank genome assembly